This is a messenger RNA of Coturnix japonica (Japanese quail), 3651 nucleotides long. It is a transcript of the gene TBCEL, whose product is annotated as tubulin folding cofactor E like. The record is from RefSeq and is a predicted model, not a curated record. Gene Ontology annotation, molecular function: protein binding. Lineage: Eukaryota; Metazoa; Chordata; Aves; Galliformes; Phasianidae. Gene Ontology annotation, cellular component: cytoplasm.
AUCUUUGUCUCCAUGGCAACCGAGCCGGCCCCGCUCACGUGACGGAUAAUCACGUGAUGUUUGGUUGCUAUCGAGCUGUUUCCGGGUCGAUGAGGGACGCGGCCGCCGGGGCCUGAAAGUCCAAGAAAGGAGCAUGGACCAACCCAGUGGCAGGAGUUUCAUGCAAGUUCUUUGUGAGAAAUACAGCCCUGAGAACUUCCCGUAUCGCCGCGGCCCUGGUAUGGGUGUGCACGUCCCAGCAACUCCACAGGGCUCACCUAUGAAAGAUCGUCUCAACCUUCCGAGCGUGCUGGUGCUGAACAGCUGUGGCAUAACCUGUGCAGGGGAUGAGAACGAGAUCGCUGCCUUCUGUGCUCACGUCUCUGAACUUGAUCUUUCUGACAAUAAGCUGGAAGACUGGCACGAGGUCAGUAAAAUUGUGUCCAACGUUCCCCACUUGGAGUUUCUAAAUUUGAGUUCCAAUCCUCUCAGUUUAUCCGUUCUAGAAAGAAGGUGUGCUGGAUCCUUCGCUGGUGUCCGCAAACUUGUGCUCAACAACAGCAAAGCUUCCUGGGAAACAGUCCACACAAUCCUUCAGGAGUUACCUGACUUGGAGGAGCUCUUCCUGUGCCUUAACGACUAUGAAACAGUGUCUUGUUCUCCAGUUUGCUGUCAGUCUCUCAAAUUACUCCACAUAACUGACAAUAAUCUUCAAGACUGGACUGAAAUUCGAAAACUGGGAAUUAUGUUUCCAUCUCUGGACACACUUAUUCUGGCUAACAACAACCUCACCACCAUCGAAGAGACAGAAGAUUCCCUUGCAAGGCUGUUCCCCAACUUGAGAUCCAUCAAUUUGCACAAGUCAGGUCUGCAUUGCUGGGAAGACAUUGACAAGUUAAAUUCUUUUCCCAAGCUCGAGGAAGUGAAACUGCUAGGAAUCCCUUUGCUGCAGUCCUACACCACUGAGGAGCGCAGGAAGCUGCUAAUAGCCAGGUUGCCAUCUAUCAUCAAGCUCAAUGGGAGCAUUGUUGGUGAUGGGGAGCGAGAGGACUCGGAGCGAUUCUUCAUCCGGUAUUACAUGGAGUUCCCAGAGGAGGAAGUCCCAUUCAGGUACCACGAGCUGAUCACAAAGUAUGGGAAGCUGGAGCCCUUGGCAGUCGUAGAUCUUCGGCCGCAGAGCAGUGUGAAGGUGGAAGUUCAUUUCCAGGACAAAGUGGAGGAGAUGUCGAUCCGUCUGGAUCAGACUGUGGCAGAACUGAAGAAGCACUUAAAAACUGUGGUGCAGCUGUCAACCAGCAACAUGCUGCUCUUCUACUUGGACCAGGAAGCCCCCUUCGGCCCAGAGGAGAUGAAGUACAGCUCACGAGCACUGCAUUCCUAUGGCAUUCGGGAUGGAGAUAAAAUCUACGUGGAGCCCAGGAUGAAGUAGCCUCUCUCGACCUACACCCCCCACACACCCACACACAUGCAUUGAAGGAGUGUUUGCAAGGUUUUUGUUUCGUUCGGUCAGUUGAGGUUUGGUUGUGUUUCUAUAGCAGGUUAAUGGCUUAGCCCGGAGCGAGCGCCCUGAUGACAGAGCCAUGCCCACCACCCACUGCAGGUGACCUUGAGGUGACAACUGACUUCAGUGCGUGUGUUUAGGUGUGUGCAAGACCCCUGUGUUUUCUUUGAUGCUCCGGUAUACUCGUGAUUUGGCACGAAUGGUCAGUUGUUGAAGCUGAAGAAUACUAGGGCCCAUAAGGGAGAAGAUAACUUGCUGCGGAAUUUGACCUGUUUAUUUUUCUUUCCCUAAGAAACGUGGGUUGUUUGGCACCACCAGAGCACCCCAGCUAUCCAACUGCAGUUUGAGCGAGCUUGGUUUUCCAUCUGGGUGCUGUCUCGUAGCCUUUUGUCACACUCAAGCUCACAGAAAAAGAUCUGAAACAGUGUUCACUUUGAAUCAGAGCUCAGGUAUUCAGCGUUCAGUGCGUCUGCUUAGCUCCGCUGGUUGGUGUGAGCGCACAGGAUGAGGGAAAGACAGGGAUGCUAUGAGAGAGAAAGGAUUUCUUUUAGAAACACGUGCCUGUAGCACUGUCAGCCUGCAGGCAAAGCAAGGCCCUGUAAUUUGGGAAAGGAACUGUGGGCUGGCAUUGUGUUAGAGGGGGUUCUGGGGUAGUGGGUCGGCAAUGUAGUGAGGAGUGUGCUCCCCCAUUGGCUUGGAUACAUCCCUGCGAUGCCGAAAGGUCUUCCAAUGAGCACUUAACCUUGCACCGCUGUGUCCCGAGAGUGGAAUGGCUGAAAUUGUUCUCCUGGGAGGGAGUAAGACUCGAGUUGAAGUUUGUUUGUUGUUGUUGCACCAGAAAUGAAACCUGGCACUUUCCCCAGGGACCCCCGGCUGCGGGGUCUCCAUUUAGGGUCCAUGCUAGCGGAAUGUGUUCACUCAGAUCAGUUUCUUAGACAUCAAGUCCAAAAGCACCUAUACCCAUGUGUAUUGUAAAGCGGGUGUUCACUAGAUCCCCCUCCCCCCACAUGCACCUUGUAGGCAUUGUGUGCUGCUCCUUCAAUUAGCCCCCCUUCUCUAAUGCAGCGCAGAUUCCUGUGCGAUGAAACCCUCAGUCCUUGAUAUCUCUUGUAGAUCAGACAGCCGUUUCGCUUUUACUCUGUCCUCCCUUGUUCUUCUGUCAUCCUGAAAAGCUGAAGACUUUUCAGAUUACCUUGUUAUAAGCAACUGCAUCAGUUUCUGAAGCCGUGCAGUGAGAGCUCUGGUUACACGUGAACUCCUGACCGUAGUCUUGAAAUGCUCCCUGUCCCCACAUGCACUUUUUUUUCCCCGAGAUGCUUUUGUCCACGCCACCGAGCUCCUUUAUAGCCUUGGAGUUGUGCAUUUCUCUUCAUAUUUUACCUAGAUCGUGGGGUGGGGCAGGAUGGGGAGGGGGACAAAGUAUUAUCUCGUGAUCUUCAGGUUCGGGUUGUAGGGACCGUUGAGAGGGGAUUAGUUCCGCAUCCACAGUAAGGAUUAAAAAUGGCAGGAUUUAAGACAAGGUAAUUAUUUCUGCCUCAUCUCCCUGCCAAAAAACCAUCCAUCUCCUGGCACCAUCGAGACGAGCAAUAGUAAAUGGAGCAGGAGUCGCCAUAGGGUAGAGUAGAGACUACAACCACAGCUGCAGGGCCUCAGUACCCGUAAAGCACGAGCAGGGAGAUGGUGGCAGUGUACCAUAAGAUGAUGCUUUUAUAAGCUAGAGCUUUACUGAAAAUGUAUUUUCCAUUUGGGCAGCGAAAGGCGUUUUGCUGCCUUAUAGCGGAACUCUUAAGCCAACACUUCUGUAUGAUAUAUACAUAGAUAUGCAUCGGAAAAGUUGUGUUUAAUAAGAUAUUUUGUUAUAAAACAAAGUUUUAUGAAGAUAUGGUUGUUUAAUAUUAGAAGCCUAUUUCUUCCUUUGACCUCCUGUUUAAGUACAUCAUCCAUCGGUCGCCGCGUUGUCCGAAUUAGGCAACCAGUGCGGAUGUAAAAGAAUCUCUGAUCUAAUUCUACAGAGCAGUAAUUGCCUACAUGGAUAUAUUUAUGGCGCUGUAACUGGUAUUAGUGAGAUGCUGUAAUUACUGACCAGCUUGCUCAGCACAAUUAAAUGUCUCAGUUGCAGAGAGGGAAAUAAACAAAGUCCAUUAAAGAACUAAAGGGGAUAUUGAAGAAGA